AUAAUACUGCCAGAAUUUUAACCAGAAAGAAUGGAUUCAACAGGCACGAAAUCAGUACUUAUCUCCUGCCUGUGGUGAUAUCAGACAAUGACUACCCGAUUCAGAGCAGCACCGGCACGCUGACCAUCCGCGUGUGCGCCUGUGACGGCCAAGGCAACAUGCAGUCCUGCAGCGCAGAAGCCUUGCUGCUCCCCGCCGGCCUCAGCACCGGGGCCCUGGUCGCCAUUCUCCUCUGCAUCGUCAUUCUGCUGGUUAUAGUAGUACUGUUUGCAGCUCUGAAAAGACAGCGGAAAAAAGAGCCUCUGAUCUUGUCUAAAGAAGAUAUCAGAGACAACAUCGUGAGCUACAAUGACGAAGGCGGAGGAGAGGAGGACACCCAGGCCUUUGAUAUCGGCACCCUGAGGAAUCCUGCAGCGAUUGAGGACAAGAAGCUCCGGCGAGACAUUAUUCCGGAAACGUUAUUUAUACCCCGGAGGACUCCUACAGCCCCAGAUAACACAGAUGUCCGGGAUUUCAUUAACGAAAGGCUGAAGGAGCACGACCUUGACCCCACUGCACCGCCCUACGACUCACUGGCUACCUAUGCCUACGAAGGGAACGAUUCCAUAGCCGAGUCUCUGAGUUCCUUGGAAUCAGGUACCACUGAUGGAGACCAAAACUACGAUUACCUCCGAGAAUGGGGCCCCCGGUUUAAUAAGCUGGCGGAAAUGUACGGUGGCGGAGAAAGUGACAAAGACUGUUAACCUAGGAAACUGUUCUGUUCACACAAGAGGAAGUCACUUUACCACAGCGUCUCCACUUCACAAUAUUUGAGAUUCAGGAUGAUUUUUCUGCCACACAGCACCUUUUUCCUCUCCAUUUACUUUUUAAUUUGUCCAUUAAUUACAUUAAUUAUCUCCUGUAGGACGUCUCAUGGAAUAUAUAUGACAUUUUAUUUAAUCACUUCCAAGAGCCAAAGCUAUGGAAAUUCAGUGUUGUCCAUCUUAGCAAAUAAAAGAUAAUUUCAGAAACAUGAACAGGAUAGUUUUUCCCGUAAGCAACCUCACAACCUAGCCGCUUCUGUUACAUACAUGCCCUGCCCUUGAAAAUGAAGCUUUGAAAAGGUGAAGGAAAAUUUUAAAGUAUAUCCUGUUCUGUACAUUAAAUUAAAAAAAAAGAAAAAAGUACAUGUGUUGUUAGUAGGUGUGAUAUGCAUCCUGGUAUACAAACGUUUGUGCAAUUUCAUUUCAUCAAAUUCUAUCUGCUAAUGUUUUAUAUUUAUAUUUUUGUAUUUAUUUUUUAAAAAAUAAACCAGUUUUUACAACUA
Orycteropus afer afer is the source of this 1306-nucleotide messenger RNA. Its product is annotated as cadherin-10. NCBI's taxonomy places the organism in Eukaryota, Metazoa, Chordata, Mammalia, Tubulidentata, Orycteropodidae. Gene Ontology annotation, cellular component: membrane; adherens junction; catenin complex. The record is from RefSeq and is a predicted model, not a curated record. Gene Ontology annotation, molecular function: cadherin binding; calcium ion binding. Gene Ontology annotation, biological process: cell morphogenesis; calcium-dependent cell-cell adhesion; adherens junction organization.